UUCAAACAACCUCUCACAGACAUCCCAGAGAUGCCCCCGACCAAUUUCAAACCAGAUGACUACAAGGGUAUGUCCAAAGAGCAGUUGAUGGCGAUCCGCAGAAAGAACUGCAACCCCAUGACCAUGAAGAUUACCUACUAUAAGAAACCAGUGUUCAUCCACCAGGGACACAUGCAGUGGAUGUGGGAUGUGGAUGGGAGGCGAUAUUUGGAUCUGUUUGCUGGUGUGGCUACUGUUGGUGUGGGCCACUGUCACCCGAAAGUGACAGCAGCUGUAGUGAAGCAGAUGAAGACACUGUGGCAUACGACUAACAUCUACGUCCAGCCUGCUCUCCAUGAGUAUUGUCAGAAACUGACCUCCCACCUUCCAGAUCCUCUUAAGGUGGUAUAUCUGACCAACAGCGGCUCAGAAGCCAAUGACCUGGCUAUGUUGAUGGCUCGACUUUACACAGGCAACUUUGACAUCAUCACUUUCAGGGGAUCAUACCAUGGUGGCACCAUGCAGACGAUGGGUCUCACCUCCAACUCACCAUAUAAAUACCCCAUUUCCACUAGUACAGGCUGCGUAAAUGCCAUGUGUCCCGAUGUGUUCAGAGGUCCAUGGGGAGGAAGCCACUGCAGGGACUCUCCUGUGCAGACCAUCAGAGAGUGUAACUGUGCCCAAGGCUAUUGCAUGGCAAAUGAAAAAUAUAUUGGAGAUCUCAAAGAGACAUUUGCUACUAGUCUCCCAAGUCGAGUUGCUGGUUUCUUUGGAGAGCCCAUUCAGGGAAUGGGUGGAGCUGUGCAGUACCCGAAAAACUACUUCAAAGAAGCCUACAAACUUGUCAGAGAAAAAGGAGGGAUCUGCAUUGCUGAUGAGGUCCAGACUGGCUUUGGACGAACAGGAACCCACUUCUGGGGUUUCCAGGGUUAUGAUGUCAUUCCUGAUAUGGUUACUAUGGCAAAGGGUAUUGGCAAUGGCUUCCCAAUGGGAGCUGUUGUCACAACACCAGAAAUUGCUGAAUCCUUUGUUAAAGCCUACCACUUCAACACCUUUGGAGGAAACCCCAUGGCUUGUGCUGUCGGUUCAGCAGUACUUGAUGUGAUCAAAGAAGACGGCACACAGCAGAACAGUCUUAAGGUGGGCACCUAUCUGAUGACUGAAAUGGCAAAACUCAGAGACAAGUACGAGAUCAUCGGCGAUGUCCGUGGGAAAGGUCUGCAGAUCGGUGUGGAAAUGGUCAAAGACAAGGCCAGCAGAACCCCGCUGCCACCUGAUGCAAUGAACGGGAUCUUUGAGGACAUCAAGGACAUGGGAGUCCUGAUAGGGAAGGGUGGAGUGUAUGGACAGGCAUUUCGGGUCCAACCCCCCAUGUGCAUCACGAAGGAGGACGUAGAUUUCUUCCUGGCAGUUUUUGAAAAGGCCAUCCGUAACUACAUGGCCAGAAACUGAGCACAUCAAUCAU
Messenger RNA from Scomber japonicus (chub mackerel), 1444 nucleotides. Its product is annotated as alanine--glyoxylate aminotransferase 2, mitochondrial-like. The transcript has 13 exons. NCBI's taxonomy places the organism in Eukaryota, Metazoa, Chordata, Actinopteri, Scombriformes, Scombridae. Gene Ontology annotation, cellular component: mitochondrion. Bases 31 to 1431 code for a protein of 466 amino acids. Gene Ontology annotation, molecular function: L-alanine:glyoxylate transaminase activity; pyridoxal phosphate binding. The record is from RefSeq and is a predicted model, not a curated record. Gene Ontology annotation, biological process: glyoxylate catabolic process.